AAGCAUUGUGCCCACAAGGACUCUGCCCAGGAUGGAGUGUAAUGGUUAAAGGAGAGUCAAAUUCGAGUGCAUAUGACUUUGAAAUCAACUUCCUUACUGAUUCAGGUGAUCAGAUCGCUUUCCAUUUUAACCCACGUAACUCUGAAAGCAGCAUUAUCUGUAAUUCCUUUUUGUCCAGCAGCUGGGGACAGGAGGAACGUACUGAUACCUUUCCCUUUGUGGCCAAUGAACCAUUCCAGAUUGAGAUCUAUUCAGACCGUGAACAUUUCAAUGUGUUUGUGGACGACAGCAAGAUCAUACAAUACAGGCACCGCAUGAAGCAAUUCAGUGGCAUUACUAAAGUGCAGAUCUUGAAUGACAUCAAUAUUUCUUCAGUAGAGGUCACAAGACGUGAGCUGUAUGAGUGAUAGAUGUUAUUCCAAUGCACAUAAUACAUAAACUAAAUUUUCUCCUUAAUUCCUUUAUAAUGAAUUAGUACAACCAGGGACAUGAUUA
Molecule: messenger RNA, 495 nt
Organism: Xenopus tropicalis (tropical clawed frog)
Lineage: Eukaryota; Metazoa; Chordata; Amphibia; Anura; Pipidae
Gene: grifin
Product: galectin-related inter-fiber protein
Exons: 3
Coding region: 42-407 (121 amino acids)
Molecular function (GO): carbohydrate binding
Source: RefSeq, a predicted model, not a curated record